AUGGCGGGGGCGGCGGAUCGUGCGCGCGAUGCGUGGGACGGCGUAGACCUCACGCCCCUCGUGCGCCUCGCGCAGGACGAGCUAAGCCGCGCGCUGGAUGUGAUUUCAGAGGCCAAGACCCUCUUUAUGGACCCCGAGCUCGCGGGACCGCUGGGGCUCGUGGCGGAUCUCGCUGCGCUGCGCCAGCAGGGGGUCGAGAAGAUGUUCUGGAUGGAAGAGGCCGACCCGGACACGCGGCCGGUGCGUGUGCAUGCACCGACACGGCACCUUCUCUACCUGUGCCGACCCGAGACGCGCUGGAUGAAGACGCUCGCAGCCCACUACGUGGCGGACAUGGCAGCGUCGCCCGAGGGCCAGACGCACUAUGUGUACACGGUAGCCUUUGUGCCGCACCGCACCGAGCGGUGCCUGCAUUAUCUGCGCGAGCGCAGCCUGCUCCCGGCCGUGCGCGUGCACGACUUGUGUCUCGAGUUCACUGUGCAUGGUCCCGACGUGCUGAGCCUCGAGGACCCCGGCGCAUUUGCGGACCUGUUUCUGCACGGCGACCACACCGCCCUCUUCCACGCGUCGCAGGCGCUCAUGACGCUGCAGCGCAUGUGGGGCCUAUUCCCGCGCGUCGUCGGCAAAGGCGACUUGGCGAACCGGCUGUGCGACUUGCUUGUGCGCCAGCGGCGCGAGCACCUCGCGUCGGAGCCGUGUGCAUCGCUGUCCGCUGCAUCGCCACAGAUUGACGCACUCAUCGUGCUGGACCGCACCGUGGAUCUCGUGACGCCGCUCUGCACGCAGCUGACGUACCUGGGCCUGGUGGACGAAGUGCUGGGCAUACACCACGGCUUCGCUCAUGUCGACGCCGCAUGGGUCGGCGGCACCGGUGCGCCGCGCAAGGUGCGCAUGGACGGCACAGACGACACGCUACUCGAGGCGCUGCAGGACGACAACUUUGCCGUCGUGGGCGAGAAGCUGCAUGGGAUCGCGCAGCGGAUCAGCCACGACUACGAGGGCCGGCACAGCGCGAGCACCGUGCAGGAGCUGCGUGCGUUUGUGAGCCGCCUUGGCUCGCUGCAGACGGAGCAUGCGAGCUUGCGCCUACACACGAACAUCACAGAGCACCUGCUGCAGAUCACGCAGUUGGAGCGCUUCCACCGCGUGCUCGAGAUCCAGCAGAACUUGGUCGCUGGCGCGCCCGUAGCGCCGCAGCUGCAGGCCAUCGACGAGCUCAUGGACUUGGGUGCGCCUGCCCUAGAUGUGGUGCGACUUGCAUGCCUUGCCUCGUACGUGCACGGUGGCGUGAAAGCGGCGUGGCUCGAUACGUUCACGACCACCGUCGUGCACAUGUACGGCUACGCCUACCUCCCGCUGCUGCUCGCGCUCCGCCACUUGCGCAUCCUCUAUGCGACGCCGGCAGCCAAGGGUGCGAGUGUAUCGACGUGGGCGCAGGUAGCCAAGCCCUUGCGCCUCGUGGACGACGACGUGGAUGAGAGGCACCCGCGCGAUAUUUCGUACGUGUUCAGCGGCAUGGCCCCGGGGUCGAUCCGCCUCGUGCAGAGCAUCUGCCAGCACGAGCGCACGCUCCAAGCGCUGCAACAGAGCGGCGAGCGACCCGCAGCUGCGCGGAUCGCCGGGUGGCACGACGUGGACGAGGCGAUCCUGGCGCUGCCAGGCGCCACCUUCGACGUGAUGCAGGCGGACGAGCCGCGCGGCGCGCGCGACAGCGAACGUAUCACCACCACGCUGGUGUUUUUUGUCGGCGGCGCGACGUACGCGGAAAUCGCCGCACUGCGCCUCAUGAGCCGGCAGCAGCGCACGCGCCGUUUCGUGGUGGCCACGACAGGCAUGGUCCAUGGUGCCUCGCUGCUGCGCGGGCUGAGCAACGUGGCGCUCGAUUGA
Molecule: messenger RNA, 1887 nt
Organism: Malassezia sympodialis ATCC 42132
Lineage: Eukaryota; Fungi; Basidiomycota; Malasseziomycetes; Malasseziales; Malasseziaceae
Gene: VPS33
Product: tethering complex ATP-binding subunit VPS33
Biological process (GO): vesicle-mediated transport
Source: RefSeq, a predicted model, not a curated record